GCCGCGGUGCAGUCAGCCGGGAAGCCAGCAGAGAAAUGUCUGAAAGUGGGAGUCAGGAAGCCGCCGGGGCCUCGAACAGCAGCGACAGCCCGACAAARCAGUCACCCAGACCGACCGUUGGCAACAAAGUGACCGUGGUGCUCGGGGCUCAAUGGGGCGACGAGGGCAAAGGGAAAGUUGUGGACCUGCUGGCACAAGAUGCGGACAUGGUGUGCAGAUGUCAGGGCGGCAACAACGCCGGRCACACAGUGGUGGUCGACUCAAUUGAGUAUGACUUUCACCUCCUGCCCAGCGGCAUCAUCAACCCCAAAGUCACUGCCUUCAUCGGAAAUGGUGUCGUGAUCCAUCUUCCAGGUCUGUUUGAAGAGGCAGAAAAGAACCAACGCAAAGGGAAUAGCCUAAAGGACUGGGAGAAAAGGUUGAUCAUCUCAGACAGAGCACAUAUAGUGUUCGACUUCCACCAGGCAGUCGACGGCGUUCAGGAACAGCAGAGGCAAGAGCAGGCGGGCAAGAACCUCGGGACAACAAAGAAAGGGAUCGGUCCAGUUUACUCUGCCAAAGCGGAGCGAAGCGGACUCAGGAUAUGUGAUUUGUUGGCAGACUUCAGCCAGUUCUCAGAAAGGUAUAAAGUUCUGGCCCAGCAGUACAAGGCCAUGUAUCCAACACUGGAGAUUGACAUCGAUGGAGAGCUGGUUAAAUUAAAGGACUAUGUGGAGCGGCUCAAACCCAUGGUGAGGGACGGUGUGCACUACAUGUACGAAGCUCUUCACGGACCUGCAAAGAAAAUCCUGGUGGAGGGAGCCAACGCAGCACUGCUCGACAUAGACUUUGGGACGUAUCCGUUCGUGACGUCGUCCAACUGUACGGUGGGCGGGGUGUGCACCGGCCUCGGCAUGCCUCCUCAGAACGUCGGAGAGGUUUACGGGGUCGUUAAAGCGUACACCACCAGAGUGGGCAUCGGCGCUUUCCCCUCAGAGCAGUGCAACGAGAUUGGAGACCUGCUUCAGACUCGAGGGAAGGAGGUCGGCGUGACCACAGGCAGGAAACGACGAUGCGGUUGGCUGGAUCUGGUGCUCAUCAAAUAUGCACACAUGAUUAAUGGCUUCACUGCAUUAGCUCUCACCAAACUUGACAUACUCGAUGUAUUCUCAGAAAUCAAAGUGGGCGUAGCGUACAAAAUCGAUGACAAAAUUAUACCUUAUUUUCCAGCCAAUCAGGAGCUGCUGCAGCGCGUUGAGGUUGAGUACGAGACUCUGCCUGGUUGGAAGAGCGACACGUCGGCUGCUAGGAGCUUCGAGGAGCUGCCUGAGAAAGCUCAGAAAUACGUACGCUUUAUCGAGGAGCAUGUAGGAGUGCCUGUCAAAUGGAUCGGAGUGGGGAAGUCUCGAGAGUCCAUGAUCCAGCUGUUCUAGACUGAAUGGGAGACAUGAAGACGACACACGGUGUUGGAUCAGACGUACGUUUCAGCCCCCCCAGCUUCCCUGCGCACACAACCUGCCUACCUGUCUCUGCUGUCCAACAGAGACACGUCCACUUCUGUCCUUCACAUUUUUACCAUCAGACUGACCCAUGUUACCGACCUCCAUCAGAUGGACCACUGUGUUUGAAAAGUUUCCGGCGUCUCCAUCAGAUUAAAAAAAAAAACAUUAAAUAACAGCAUCUGUUUUUUGAUUUGUCUGUUUGAUGUAAAUGUUUAUUUCACACAAACUGAACGACGGCUGCUUCMGAUUUUAGAGGAAACGAGGGAACACUGAAACAGACAUAGGAUACUGUCUUAAAAGAAUUAUCCAUGUGUUUGACUGCGACUUGGUUGAUUGUAUGCUGUUUGAAAUGCUCUGUGCCAGUUUGAUGAACCUCAGCACUUUAGAUGCUUUGGACUAUAUCUGCUUUAUGUUUCGUUUCUUGCCAGGUUUUCUCAACCUUCAUAAAGGGAUCCUUUUUUUUUAAAGUACAUCUUCUUGUGUUUUUGUCAUCCAACUCGUACCCAUAAAAUGCCUUUCAUUGUCUUGUAGUUUAUGUAAGCUUCCAAUGAAUGUAAAAUUGAAAAGUUAACACACAUCUACCUAUUACUGUAAGAAUGUUUUAGGUUCAAAUUUUACCUUUUUUUUUCUAGAAACAGCACAGAGUUUAGUCCCGACUUCUUUCUACUCAUGCAUUUAUUUUUAAUUUUCACAUCUUUGCACUUUUAGAAUAAUGCUCUGAUCAUGGGAGAAAGAUAGUGGUAAUGUAUGAGCUGAUAAAUAUAUUGUUAAAUAUUUGGCUGUCAUUGCUGUUUUGAUUUUACAAAUGUUUUAAUUGGAUUUUUGUAAAUUAAAAACAAAAAAGCUGAUCACUCUUACUACA
Austrofundulus limnaeus is the source of this 2343-nucleotide messenger RNA. It is a transcript of the gene adss2, whose product is annotated as adenylosuccinate synthase 2. Gene Ontology annotation, biological process: IMP metabolic process; 'de novo' AMP biosynthetic process. The record is from RefSeq and is a predicted model, not a curated record. Gene Ontology annotation, cellular component: cytoplasm. Bases 36 to 1412 code for a protein of 458 amino acids. The transcript is spliced from 13 exons. Lineage: Eukaryota; Metazoa; Chordata; Actinopteri; Cyprinodontiformes; Rivulidae. Gene Ontology annotation, molecular function: adenylosuccinate synthase activity; GTP binding.